This is a messenger RNA of Alternaria ethzedia, 1038 nucleotides long. RefSeq lists its product as uncharacterized. The record is from RefSeq and is a predicted model, not a curated record. Lineage: Eukaryota; Fungi; Ascomycota; Dothideomycetes; Pleosporales; Pleosporaceae. Bases 1 to 1038 code for a protein of 345 amino acids. The transcript has a single exon.
AUGAGUUACUCCGGCCCUGGAAAUAAUAGGUCGAACUCCGGCAGUCGUGCGGGUCAGCAUUUCGGCACACGAGGACAGCGUCUCGGUGGUGGUGGUGGCGGCCAUCCACAUCAAACUCGCAGCCAGGCUACAGCGUAUGUUCCCCAACGCUCUCGUCAGCCCCCUCACAUCGUGUUCAUCGAGGAGGAAGAUGACGAUGACGAUGAGUACGAAACUGACAUCAGAGACUCCAGUCCCCACGGGUUCCACGAUGCUAUGCACCAUCUAGCCGACACUAUGGCGGAUCUGGACAGUAUGCUCGGCGACGGGCGACAAGGCCACAGCAUGCGAGAAUCUUUCGGCCCUGGUUUUCCCUUCAACGAUGCGGGCGGUAUUCCGGGGUUCGACGCCCUUCAUAUCGGUAUGGAUGCUGCGUUCGAUAGUGCAUUUGAGGGAGCCUUCAGCCAUCCCAUCUUCUCUGGAAACGACGUCGCUCAUGAGCCUAGAGCUAAUAGACCUGGAAGCAGUUUCGGCGCGAACUUUCCAUUUGGACCUGCCAGUAACACUCCUAUCCAUGUUGGAGGCUUCGGACGAGGCGAAGACCUGCCUUUCCAUACCCACCCCACCCCACCACGUCGAUCUGGGUACGUUCCAGUCCCUACACGAGGCGGUUUCCCAGUCGAGUUUGAGCCUCAUCCCCUCCCAGCAGACUACCAACCCACUGAAAGCAGCGAGCAGCGUAUCAACAACUUCGUCGCACGCAAUACCGAGCCCCUCACCGCCGCCAAUACGACUAGCACGACAAACACAGAUUGCCCAGUCUGCAUGGAGAAUGCUGCGGCUCAUCCAUGUGUGAAGAUCAAGGGCAUCCAAGGCUGCGAACACAUGAUUGGACGAGACUGUCUCAAAGAAUUCCUGAAACAGCGGCCGGAUGACGAAAAGACAUGCCCUCUUUGCCGAGCUGUCUGGCUUGCAGAGAACGGCGUUUGGCAAGAUUCGGAUCAGUGGAGUGAGCGUAUUGCUCAGGCGAACCUAGGUCAUCGUUUCGCGAGGUGGUGA